GACAGAAUGCAUCACGAGUGACGCACGAAAAAACAAGUGCUUAUGUCAGUGUGGUUAAGUUCGGUAUGAUAUUCCUGAUAAUGUCAUUAGUUACGAUGUGAAGGCUAUCAUGCAAAUACAAGGAAUGAGACUCUUCGGUUCGUUCUGCAUUUUCGUUUUGCUCGGCUUUAAAGUGUCCUGUGAGAUCGGUGGAGGCCAUUUGUUUAAAUUUAAGAUACGAAACUCCUUCAUCGAUCCAAGCAUCGGUGCGGACGUAUUUUUCGAAAUUAUAUAUCCGCCGGAGUUGGAGUACACCUACAAAUUGAGACCUGCAAAAGAUUUUGGUGCCCCUUUCAAUGCAAGUUUCUUGGAAGAGAGAAUCCCUUUGGUUCCAACAGAUCCUCCUCAUGGCUGUCAGAUAACAAAAAACGCCAAAGAAUUGAAAGGUAGAAUCGCGUUAGUCGACAGAGGUGACUGCAGCUUCUUUGCAAAAAGCAUAAUGGCCGAAGAAGCUGGAGCAAAGGCUGUAAUCAUAGCAGAUUAUCACUCAUCUCUCGAAGAAUCGAUAACUAGCCCGUUAUGGGCAGAUUAUUAUGUAGAUAUGAUACGUGACAAUACCGUUCCAUCCUCCAAAUCUGUGAACAUUCCUGCUGGAUUUUUACUUGGUAAGAAUGGUAAAAUGAUUCGGCAAACUUUGAAACGUUUAAAUCAACCGUAUGCCUUGAUCAAUAUCCCGGUGAACUUGACUUAUAAUUUUUUAAAUAAAUUGCACCAGCCGCCGUGGUCAAUUUGGUGAUUCUUGAUAGUUUUAAAUACGCAGGUGAUGAAAUUUUUAAUUGCAACCGCAAAGCUGCUAUCAAAGAACAUGGGGUUAACCAAGAGGGAAGUAAUCGUGUAGACAAUUUAUUAUGUAUUGUAAUUGUAAAAAAUAAAGAUUUCAUUUUUUUUU
Messenger RNA from Colletes gigas, 928 nucleotides. Its product is annotated as PRADC1-like protein. NCBI's taxonomy places the organism in Eukaryota, Metazoa, Arthropoda, Insecta, Hymenoptera, Colletidae. The coding region runs from base 110 to 775 and encodes 221 amino acids. The record is from RefSeq and is a predicted model, not a curated record. The transcript is spliced from 3 exons.